AUGGAUAGAUCCAGAUUGUACAACAAAAGUAUUCGCGAAGCGUAUGAAAAUAUGGUGAAGGGAGCCGGAGCUCCGCACUUAAGCGCUGAUCAUGAUAAUUCCAAGGUUAGCAGAUAUUCUGCAAGUAUAAUUCAUGAGGAUAAUCGGCGAGAAGGAUUGGAAAAUAGUGAGUUUUCAGACAACGAGUCAUUGAAUGAAUAUGAUGAUGAAGGGGAAGAAAAUGAUGCGGAUGACGAUGGUGAAGCAGAGAACGAUUAUACACAAUUUAAGAAGUCAUUAAUUCAAGAUGAUGAGUGGCUUGAUGAUGAAUCGGAUACGGACUAUACAGAAGAGGCCGAUCAGAGCUUUUUACUGGAGAAGGACAAUGAUAAUGAUAGUGACGAUGAAAGUCGUCGCUACGUGUGCCCAGGUUCUGAAUUUUAUUUUGAGGAUUCUAAAACAAGUAAAUCCGGUAAAUGGUAUUUUCACAAAUUCUGGUGGCUUAUCAUAGGUCUGGUAUGUGUAUGGUUUUUGGAGUCUUAUUUUUCUGUCCAUGGUUCAUCUCCCUUGACCCCAGAUUUGAAUAAGAAAAUUAAUCUACUACAAAAUCAGUUGAAUCAAUUGAACCACGAAAGAGAUUUACAAAAGAGCAAAUAUCAAAGCGAUUUGGAUCAAAACAUAAAGUUAAUUAUUCAACAGUUCGAGAAAAAUGUAAAGAGAAUAUUACCAAAGAACAUAAAGGAUUUUUCACUACUUCAUUCAACAAUUGAGAAAUUAGAGAGUAAAGUAGAUACGUUAGGUGAAAAAGUUGCAUGGAAUAAUGUCAACGAGACAUUGUCAAGAUUAAGCGAAAUUCUUCCAUCUGAAAUACCAGUUAUAAUAGAGUCAGAUCAUUCGUCGUCGGAAACUAAUUCUACAAAGCAACAGGUUUUACUUAUUCCUGAGUUGCAUCGCUACUUGGUUGAACUAAUACCGCCGUUAAUAAACAAUUCGUUUGAUGCACAAUCAAUAUUGAAGAACUCUGACUUCAAAUAUGACCUAAAUCAUUAUGUUAAGGAAAUUCUGAAUAAUGAGUUUCAAUACAUUGAGAGAUCACAGUUCAUUCAAGAGUUACAGUCUCAUAUUCAGGCAAUAAAAGAGGAUUUAUCAAGAGAAAUUGAAUCUAAAACAAGCCAAUUACAAACACCACAACAACUCUCGACAGUGGUCCUAAAAAAAAUGAUUCAUCGGAUCUAUAACUCGAAUCAGCAUCAACUGGAAGCUAAUUUGAAUAAAGCGACUUUCGCUCAAGGCGCUAAAAUCCUAAACCAUCUAUGUUCGAAGACUGUUAAAGGAACCACAAGUCCAGUUGAUCUACUACAAGAUUGUUCAUUCGGAUGUUCUAGUUCCACUUAUUGGUUAGGUGAUAGCAAAGGGUGCCAAUGGGCAAUUCGUUUUGACGAACCGAUAUUCUUAACCAAAAUAUCAUAUUUACAUGGAAGAUUUUCCCAUAACUUGGAGGUCAUGGCGGGUACACCUAAAAAAAUAACAAUUUAUGUUAAGCCGUUAGUGCCAAUAUCAAAAGUUGAAAACAUUCGUAGGUGGCCUGUCGACUCAACUUACGUUGAAUUAGGACAGUUCCACUACGAUUUAUACUCAAACGCUAUCAAGCAAGAUUUCUUAUUGCCAGACUGGUUUAUUCAAUCAAAAGCUCUAAUAAGAUCAAUGGUUUUCGUGGUUGACGAAAAUCAUGGCAACUCAUCCUACACUGCCAUGAGAAAGUUUAUUGUGAAUGGCGUUACUCCUAAAGACUUACAGCUAAUGAGCUCGUUCCCUUCGGACUGGGCUCAAAUGACUCCUGAGUAUUCGAUAUCUCUCGAGGAACAGGAACGAGCACGACUUUCCAGAGUUGCACAAUGGCAAGAUCAGCAAGUGCCAUCUUUCGGAGAAGAUGAACUUGUUGACUAA
Molecule: messenger RNA, 1926 nt
Organism: Kluyveromyces lactis
Lineage: Eukaryota; Fungi; Ascomycota; Saccharomycetes; Saccharomycetales; Saccharomycetaceae
Gene: MPS3
Product: Mps3p
Exons: 1
Coding region: 1-1926 (641 amino acids)
Biological process (GO): nuclear envelope organization
Cellular component (GO): nuclear envelope; meiotic nuclear membrane microtubule tethering complex
Molecular function (GO): protein-membrane adaptor activity
Source: RefSeq, a predicted model, not a curated record